This is a messenger RNA of Lingula anatina, 5678 nucleotides long. Its product is annotated as sodium/hydrogen exchanger 3. Gene Ontology annotation, cellular component: plasma membrane. The record is from RefSeq and is a predicted model, not a curated record. Gene Ontology annotation, biological process: potassium ion transmembrane transport; regulation of intracellular pH; sodium ion import across plasma membrane. Gene Ontology annotation, molecular function: potassium:proton antiporter activity; sodium:proton antiporter activity. NCBI's taxonomy places the organism in Eukaryota, Metazoa, Brachiopoda, Lingulata, Lingulida, Lingulidae.
UCUGUGGGAUGGCGGAAGAAGGAGGAGAAAGCGUGGUCGACGACGACCCAGUCACACUGCGUUAAGAACAUGUGGAACACUUAACGGGCACAUUUAUCAUGGGAAAGUACGGUCCUAUCGGAACGGUCCUCUUGGUGGGGAUCCAAGUUGGAUUUAUCUUUUGUUAUGAAAUGACAGUACACAAUGGUUUAGAAGACGAAGAUCAUAUUGUUAACGUUGACGGUUCGAGCAAUGAAAGCCAUGCCAACCAUACGCAGCAUGAAGAACACAGUUCGUAUCAUGUCGUUGUAUGGGACUUUGCACGUGUGGCGUCUCCUUUUGUUAUAUCGGCAUGGAUUUUACUGGCAAGUGUGGCGAAAAUAGGUUUUCAUCUCUACAACAAGCUGUCCUCCAUUUUCCCAGAAAGUUGUCUACUGAUCGUCCUGGGUGUAAUCAUUGGAGUCAUCCUCUACCUCUCCAAUGCAUCCAAAGAAGCCUACACCCUCAACGCUGAAACUUUCUUUUUGUUCCUGCUGCCACCUAUUGUAUUAGAGGCAGGAUAUUUUAUGCCGAGCAGGGCAUUCUUUGACAACAUCGGCACCAUUUUGAUGUUUGCGGUGGUUGGCACGCUUUUCAAUACAUUCUGCAUAGGAGGCUCCCUCUAUGCUUUUUCGGGAGGUGUAAUUGGGCUCAUGGACAUUCGCAUCAGCUUCCUCCAUUGCCUGGUCUUCAGCAGCCUCAUCUCUGCGGUAGACCCUGUCGCUGUCUUGGCAGUAUUUGAAGAGAUCCAAGUCAAUGAAGUCCUAUACAUCAUUGUAUUUGGGGAAUCCUUGCUGAAUGAUGCUGUGACAGUGGUCCUGUAUCACAUGUUUGAGACAUACAGCCAUAUUGGAGAGGACAAUAUCACAGCCCAAGAUGUCCUUGCUGGAAUUGCAUCUUUCUGUAUAGUUGGCAUUGGGGGAACAUUGGUCGGGGUGAUCUAUGGCCUCAUCACUGCAUUCAUCACGCGUUAUACGGACCAUGUGCGCGUGAUUGAGCCACUGUUUGUGUUUGUGAUGUCAUACCUCUCGUAUCUGACAGCCGAAAUCUUUCACCUGUCGGGAAUUAUGGCGAUUGUGUUCUGCGCCAUCACCAUGAAGAGGUAUGUGGAAGCCAACAUCUCGCAGAAGUCGCACACCACCAUCAAGUACUUCAUGAAGAUGAUCAGCAGCGUCAGUGAGACUGUGAUAUUCGUGUUCCUUGGCCUCUCAACUGUGGUGGAUACCCAUGAUUUCAACGUGGGAUUUGUCCUCCUCACUCUGGUCUUCACACUCAUAUACAGAGUCAUAGGUGUGAUAAUCCAGUGUGCCAUUGUGAACAGAUUCCGUCUGCUUAAACUGAGCAAGGUUGACCAGUUUGUGAUGUCAUAUGGCGGCCUCAGAGGGGCCAUUGCCUUCUGUCUUGUGAUACUCCUGGAUGCCAAAGUUAUACCGGAGAAGAGGAUGAUGAUCACUGCGUGUAUUGUGGUGGUCUUCUUCACUGUGUUUGUACAGGGAAUAACAAUCAAGCCAUUGGUGAAUAUUUUGAAAGUGAAGAAAUCGGAGAAGCACAAACCCAGUAUGAAUGAGCAGUUACAUGAAAGGGCUAUAGACCAUGCAAUGGCUGGGAUAGAGGACAUCACCGGUCACCAUGGACACCACCACCUUAGAGACAAGUUUGAAAAUUAUGACAACAAAUAUCUUAAGCCACUUUUGCUACGAGAGCGUCCAGUGACCCGUGAGACAAAGAUUGUGAAAGUCUCAACCAAUUUGAGUUUGCGAGAUGCUAUGGACCAUUUGGCCAAACAUGGAUCAUUUGCAGUGUCCAACGAUCUGUACAAUGGGAAUGAGACUUCACUGGCAAAACUGAUCAGGAAUUAUUCAGCUAGCUCAUUACAUUUUCCAUUGGGUUAUAUGCCCCCAGCAGGUUUGAGCCACAGUCAACAGAGUGAUCAUGCAGACAGGGAGGGAGGCAUCACCCCCAACAGCACGUGUAUUGACAUGCAGGCCAUUGAGGCCCACUACUGCAAGAAGAUAGCAGACGACACCAAAAUUCACCAUAUUUUGGAUAACAGUUUGUUUAAGCCAAGGAAACGGUGGACUAAGCACCAGAAGCAUGAACUGGACACAGAAAAUCACGCUCCAUUCCGACACAAGGCUCGUCAGCAUAUCCGUCACAUGAUCAGCCAGCAUCAGAUGAAGCGCAACGCCAAUAAGGCCAAGGUCAAUAAAAACGGCACAAAUGGAAAAAGUAGUAAAAAUGGCGGGGUUAAAUACUUAAACGUCCCUGGAGAAGCUGUGCAGAGAAAACCAACCAAAAAUGUCAGUUUUGCUGACGACUUGGAUACGGAGGGCAAAGAUCAUAGAGAGCCUCCAGUUAAGUGUAGGUUCAGUGACGUCACUGAAGACAAAGAGGAGGAUUCUGAUUCCAGCUCGGAGGCAGGGAUCAUGUUUACUGCUGGACCAACGGAAGAUGAAGAGUCUGAGCCUGGCAAAAACAAGGAAAAAUGUGAAGACACUCCACUCAUCUCCGAGGCAACGCCAACAGCUGUGGAGAAACAGUUACCAUGGAAACGAAAUUCUGGUCGACAACCAAUAUCUUCAUCCUUGACGCACAGCCUUCCAGAUGACGACAUUCCACGAAUGAGUGAGUGCCCAUCUUGGGUAGACAACCUUGAUUACAAUCACAUCUCUUCGUCUCCUGCCGCUUCACUGAACAUCAGCCCCAACAAUUCACGGAGCAUGCCUGUAUUAAGUGUGGUACAACAACUAAUGCAGCCUGCAGUCCUCGAGGAGGAAGAGGAUGAAGGGGACACAGUUGCCAUGACAACAGAAAACAGUGAUAAGGAUGUUAACAGUGACAUGGUGGAAAAGGUUGUGUUUUCAGCUGGAAGUGAGCAUGAACAUGAGGGGAAUUCUGGGAUAGCAGAUGCAAGUAAAGAGGAAAAAACGGAUGUAUCUGUGGAAAAACAAAAUGAGGUUGAAGAAAGUAAUGGUGGUUUGUCAUUUUCAUUACCAUGGCGACGUCAAGAUGAUGAAAGUGAUCAAGGACCGGUAAGAUCACCAUCUGCCAGUCACAUAGUAGAUUCCUCUCAGAACUUCGCUCCUUUACCCUCCAAUCGCAGCUUUACACUUAGUGAACGUGAGGAGUGUCUGGAAUCCAAACACUUAAAACCCAUCAACCUGCAGUCUGUGAUAUCAUUGCCAAAAUACAACGACACAUAUCCAGAUAGCCAUGAUGUGUUUUUAGAACAAUCUGAUGUGCUGAAAAGUCUACCUCAGUCUGAUGAUCUUGAUCCAGACGACCGUAUUCACAAGUGGUUACAACAUUCACCGGAUGACCUUGGGUCAGAGGAAGAGGAGGAGAUUGAGGAAGAAAUGAAAAAGAGGAACAAGAAAUGGGAGGAAGGGGACAAUGAACCUUUGGAAGUUGUCGUUGUCCCUAAUGUUGAUACCUCAUCUGCAAACAACUGUGAUAACACAGGGGAUUCCACAGCGAGUGAAAAGAACUGUAUAGAUUCUUCAAGAAAUGGAAGUAAAUCCAACAUUGGGCUUAAAAUGGACAAGACAGACCCAGUUAAAAGUGAAAAUAAAUCCAGCUCGGGGUUUGUGUUAGACUGUGGGGAGGGGCCCACUGCCAUUAUAGUUGUAGAUGACAAGAGAAAAGAUCAGACGGAAAAUAAGGAGAACGAUGCCGAGACAUAUGUAUAAUAUUGUAUAAAUUUAGUUUGUACAGUAUUUAUUUUAAAACAAUUAGAUUGGAUAGGUACUAUUUAUUUAUUAAGGCAUUUAGUUUGUAUAGUGUAGAAUAUCUUUGUGUUAGUAAUUUAUUAGCCAUUCAUUCUCGAUGUUAGUAUAUCUUGCUAAGUUGGUAUUUUUUUUUCUAAUUUUUUUUUAUUAUGAUAAGUUGCAUUUUUGAAAUUUUACCCAACAAACCAUAACAUGUUUUGAGGCAAAUUGGGGUUUCUGAGUGAAAUGGUUUUCUGGUAAUAGAAUAUUUAUAUUCUUAUGCAAGAGAAAGAGAAAUUGCAUAAGUACACAAGAGGUGGUUUCUUGUAGACAGGUAAGUGGAUAAGUGUUUGUGUGUGUUGUGGCUUCAGACGAUAUCUUGCAUGGGACACAAGGAAAUUAAUUUUAGAUUAGAUUUUAGCAAAAAAAUAAAUGUUGUUUUGAUAAAUUUUCCAUUCUACUAAGAAUAUAUUUUCUUAAAGUAAUCUAUGGCUUGUGUUAGAAACCAAACAUGCAUCCAGCUUUAACCUUCAUAAUUAUCAAGCAUCACAUCUCUGUCAGACAGUUACUGAAGGUCAGAAAAUAAGUCUAGGAGAUUCCUAGAAAUGAGGUAAGCGUGGGUGACAAGUCAUGUGAACUUGAAUGCUCGAUAUUCAAGGAAAGGAUGACUUCCAUUUACAGGAAAUGCAAAUGCUCUAGGAAAAGAUAUUUGCCCUCAGCUUUGUGCAUAUAUUCUGGGGAAAUAUCAGGUGUCAUUAAGCACAUUUUCACAACGCGUGAUAUUUUAAAUGAUGCAGGUAUAUUUCUAUGGCAGAUGUUCACUUAAGGGCUGUUCUUACCAAGUAAUAAUUGCAUGGGUCAGAUGAGAACGUUGCCAGGUGAAGGUCAAAGUUCAAGGGUCAGAAGGUCAUUCUUUACUUUAAGAGAAGUUCUUAUUGGGACAGGAUGGAUCAUACUGUAUAAUGCAGCUCUUGAUUCUGAUGCUUAAUGGCAGUGAAGAAGUGACGCACUACACAAUAUGUUUGAAAGAAAUUAACCAAUUAAUGUGCUUUUCACCGACCUGCUGAAAUGCUGGGAGCACUGUUGUACUAUAUUAUACACAUAGUACAACAGUUUAUAAUACACAAUUUAGUUAAAUCUUUCUUAAGUCUAAAGUGACCCAGUGACAUCACAUGAAGGCAAAAGUGAAUGUUUGUGUCACUAGCUUUGUGUAGAGUGUGGAAAGUCGUUGGAAGGGUGAUUGUAUUUUUUGAUGACACGUGUACAGCUUACCUCAUAAGAACUUGCUUUCUGACCUGUAUCCAAUUAACUUUUCAGAAUUGUAGCAUUUUUUUUUCUGGAUAGGACUCGCACAAAGCAUUGUUUUGAAAAGUAAUAUACAUCACAUUGUUUUUUAAAUUAAUUCUGCAAACACCUUUUGAUAGGACUUGCUACAGGAAAUGAUAGGAAACAUUAUUCUGUCUGUGCAAUGAACUUGAUGUUGGUGUCAGAAUGUGCAGAGGAGGCAAGUAUAAUUAAUACAUAUUCCCACUCACUGAACAGUUAAUUAAGUGUUUUUUUUUUCAUUCUUCAGGAAACUAAUUUUAAGACUUCAAGAUAGCAGUAAAUGUGAUAUAUCUUAUAUAAUUAGUAGACAUAAUAUAAAUAUAGGUAAAUGGGUAACUUGGAGAGGAUAACCUUCUGUAUGAAGUGUCCUUAAUGUCUGGACAUACUUGAAUCUGGUACUAAAAAUUGUGAGGAUCACACUGAUUAUAUUAUUUAUUGAUAUUUCAAAUAAGUUAUAUAUUCAGUAUUUUUUUUUCAAAUGAUUAUGUAUUUAGCUUAUGUGGUUAGAUUUAAGGACAUCCUGUACUUGUUAUGUAUGAGAAAUUUAUUGGAAGAGAAAACCAGAUUUUUUUCCAAAUAAUUUUUGUUUGAACUACCUUUUCUCUUUUUUGUGUUUUUAUGUGUUUU